This is a messenger RNA of Durio zibethinus, 3303 nucleotides long. RefSeq names its product putative LRR receptor-like serine/threonine-protein kinase At1g74360. Gene Ontology annotation, biological process: protein phosphorylation. Lineage: Eukaryota; Viridiplantae; Streptophyta; Magnoliopsida; Malvales; Malvaceae. The record is from RefSeq and is a predicted model, not a curated record. Gene Ontology annotation, molecular function: ATP binding; protein kinase activity; receptor serine/threonine kinase binding.
AUGGAAAAAGAUACUGUUGGCAAACGUUUCUUCCAAGUUUGGUCUCUGGGCCAAGCUAUAACAUGGCGCUUCACUUUGUUUAUAUUCUUAAUCCUGAUUACAGGAACUGUUGUCACCGGAGAGUCUUUAGACACAGACAAAGAAGUUCUGCUGAAUCUGAAAUCAUUCCUGGAAGAACAGAAUCCCAUAAAUCGAGGAAGAUACUCAGAAUGGAAUGCUGACAACUCGAUUCCAUGUCAAUGGCAUGGAAUCUCUUGUUCUCCUGAUGGACAAAGAGUCAUUGGUAUAGACCUCUCUGACAACUAUAUUUCUGGGGAAAUGUUCUAUAACUUCUCAGCCUUAACCGAACUUCGUGAACUUGAUCUCUCAAGAAACACCAUAGGUGGAGCUAUAUCUGACGAUUUGAACCGAUGCAGUAGCCUUGUAUACCUCAACCUGUCACAUAACCUCCUAAAUGGAAAGCUGCAAUUGACAGGGUUGAAUAGUUUAGAGAAGCUUGAUUUGUCCAUGAAUAGGAUUGAAGGGGAUAUUGAAGUCAGUUUUCCAGCAAUUUGCAAAAGGCUGAUUGUUGCAAACCUUUCAGCUAACAAUUUCACCGGUAGGAUAGAUAAUUGCUUUGAUGCAUGCUGGAAUCUGCAGUAUCUGGACUUGAGCUCCAACAAUUUUGUUGGCAGUAUAUGGAGUGGAUUUGCAAGGCUUGUGGAGUAUUCAGUUUCUGAAAACUUAGUUUUUGGGCCACUCUCAAGAUCAAUGUUUACAAAUAAUUGUAGUUUACAGGUGUUGGACCUUUCUGAAAACAAUUUUCAAGGUGAACUUCCAGGGGAGAUUUCAAAUUGCAAGAAUUUGGCUAUCUUGAAUAUAUGGGGAAACAAUUUUACUGGGCCAAUUCCAUCAGAGAUGGGGAUGAUUUCCACUCUUGAAGGCUUGUUCUUGGGGAACAACAGUUUUUCUAGUGUGAUUCCAGAAUCCCUGCUGAACCUGGCAAAUUUGGCCUUUUUGGAUUUAAGCAGGAACAAUUUUGGUGGAGAGAUACAAGAGAUUUUUGGGAGAUUCACACAGGUGAAGUUUCUUGUAUUACACGGAAAUUCUUACACAGGAGGGAUUAUUUCUUCUGGUAUUCUCAAGCUACCAAAGAUUUCUCGCUUAGACCUGAGUUACAACAAUUUCUCUGGUCCAUUGCCUGUUGAAAUCUCUCAAAUACAAAGUUUGAAUUUCUUGAUGCUGGCCCACAAUCAAUUUACAGGUGGUAUACCACCGGAGUAUGGAAACUUGCCGCAGUUACAAGCUCUUGAUCUCUCCUUCAACAACCUCUCUGGAUCAAUCCCGCCAGCCCUUGGAAAAUUGAGCUCUCUCUUAUGGUUGAUGCUUGCAAACAACUCUCUUAGCGGUGAAAUUCCACCUGAGAUUGGAAACUGCAGUAGCUUAUUAUGGCUAAACCUUGCUAACAAUCAACUUUCUGAAAGAAUCCCUCCUGAGUUGACUAGGAUAGGGAGAAAUGCUACUCCAACUUUUGAAUCAAAUCGGCUACACAAUGACAGGAUAAUUCCUGGUUCUGGUGAGUGCUUGGCAAUGAAGAGGUGGAUACCAGCAGACUACCCACCUUUCAGUUUUGUGUAUAAAAUUCUCACAAGGAAGAGUUGCAGAAGCUUAUGGGAUCAGUUGAUUAAAGGAUAUGGCAUUUUCCCAAAGUGCACUGCAGGUUCAAUGGUAAGCACAUUCCAAAUCUCAGGUUAUCUUCAGGUAAGCGGGAAUCAGUUUUCGGGCGAGAUCCCUUCAGAUAUUGGUAUGAUGCAGAAUUUCAGUAUGCUUCACUUGGGUUUCAAUGACUUCAAUGGCAGACUGCCUUCACAGAUUGGACAGCUGCCACUUGUAGUCCUCAAUAUCACCCAAAACAAAUUUUCAGGAGAAAUUCCAUCAGAAAUUGGGAAUAUCAAAUGCUUAGAGAAUCUAGAUUUGUCAUAUAAUAAUUUUUCUGGCAUAUUUCCAACAAGCUUCAACAACCUGACUGGACUGAGCAAGUUCAACGUUUCAUACAAUCCGCUCAUUUCUGGUGUAAUUCCAACAACUGGCCAAUUGGCUACGUUCGAGAAAGAGUCCUACCUGGGAGAUCCACUACUGGAUGUUCCAGAUUUCAUUGAAAAUAGAACAGAUCAACUGCCAACCUAUAAUGGAAGGCAGCAAAAACCUACUAAGUUGGCUAUGGUUUUGGUUUUACUAGCUCUGACACUGGCCUUUUUAGUUUUCGGGGUUCUAUCGGUUCUUGUUUGCAUAUUGGUGAAAACUCCGGCAGAACCGCAGGGAUAUCUCUUACAGGAUGCAAAGUAUCGACAUGAUCUGGCAUCUAGCUCCGGCGGGUCAUCACCAUGGUUAUCAGAUACCGUCAAGGUCAUCCGUUUGGACAAAACAGCUUUCACACACGCUGACAUUUUGAAGGCUACAGGUAAUUUUUCCGAGGACAGGAUUCUUGGAAAGGGAGGAUUUGGAACAGUGUACGGAGGUGUAUUGCCUGAUGGGAGAGAAGUAGCAGUCAAAAAGCUACAAAGACAAGGAAUUGAGGGUGAAAGGGAGUUCCGGGCUGAGAUGGAAGUUCUUAGUGGAAAUGGCUUUGGUUGGCCGCACCCCAACCUUGUAACACUUUAUGGUUGGAGCCUUGAUGGCUCAGAGAAAAUAUUGGUUUAUGAAUACAUGGGAGGAGGGAGCCUGGAGGAUCUUAUAUCAGAUAGACUGCGGUUAACAUGGCGAAGAAGGAUCGACGUGGCAGUCGAUAUUGCAAGAGCAUUAGUGUUUCUACAUCAUGAAUGCUACCCUGCCAUUGUGCACAGGGAUGUUAAAGCUAGCAAUGUCCUGCUAGAUAAAGAUGGGAGGGCAAAAGUCACAGAUUUUGGUCUUGCUAGAGUUGUUGAUAUUGGAGAUAGCCAUGUGAGCACAAUGGUGGCAGGAACCAUUGGUUAUGUAGCACCAGAAUAUUGGCAGACUUGGCAAGCUACUACAAAAGGCGAUGUGUACAGUUAUGGGGUAUUAGCAAUGGAACUGGCAACAGGAAGGCGAGCUGUGGAUGGAGGGGAAGAAUGCCUGGUGGAAUGGGCCAGGCGUAUCAUGGGGAAUGGACGAAAUGGGUUAGGUCGAGCUGUAAUACCAGUUGCGCUUUUGGGAUCAGGUCUAGCUGAGGGGGCAGAGGCCAUGUGUGAACUACUUCGGAUUGGGGUCAGAUGCACAGCAGAAGCUCCACAAGCUAGACCAAACAUGAAAGAGGUGCUAGCUAUGCUAAUUAGAAUAACAAGCAGUGAAGCAGAUUUCAAUUAG